Messenger RNA from Ruditapes philippinarum (Manila clam), 5804 nucleotides. Its product is annotated as von Willebrand factor A domain-containing protein 2-like. Gene Ontology annotation, molecular function: calcium ion binding. The coding region runs from base 355 to 3453 and encodes 1032 amino acids. The record is from RefSeq and is a predicted model, not a curated record. NCBI's taxonomy places the organism in Eukaryota, Metazoa, Mollusca, Bivalvia, Venerida, Veneridae. The transcript has 12 exons.
UGGGCAUAUUAAUUUCAUUUGCAAGUUUUCAUAAAUAUGUGAAAGACCAUGACCAAUUAAAAUUGAAAUGUCUAAAUGCGGCGACCAAAUAUAGGUUUGUUUAGAGAUAAUCUUAAAAAGCAUGCAAUUCACUAAAAUUACAAUGUUUAUUCCAUAUCCAUUUCUUCGAUAACAACUUGGCAAGGUCUUCAUGCAGCCAUUCAAAACUAAUAAAACUGAAUAUACGACUGAUAUAUAUCUCAAUCAGGAAGUGACCGAGUGUUUUAUGUUUUAUUUUCUGACUAAAUAUUGCAUUAUCAAUUCUUAUCUGGAACAAAUGUCUUAAUUUUAAUUUGACAACAUUCUUCAAACAAAAUGUUUGUUAAAAAGGAAAGGAUAUUGUUUCUCUUAUCGUCCCUGAACGUUUUGAUCGUGAGCGGGGGUGGACCGCAUUUUUGCGAAUAUCCCCACACAAACCACUGCCAAAAUGGAGCAACGUGUAACCGCUUAAACAACGGUUAUUCUUACACGUGCACAUGUCAGCCUGGUUUCACGGGAACUCACUGCGAGUAUGUUGACUGCAGUAGUUCCAUAUAUUGUAAAAAUGGAGGAACAUGUUCCACUUAUAAUGGAGAUACAAAAUAUACAUGUAACUGUGCCGAUGGCUGGAUGGGUUCAAACUGUGAACAGAUUGAUUGCAGUAGUUCCUUAUAUUGUAUAAAUGGUGGAACAUGUUCGACUUUAAAUGGAGGUACAAAAUAUACAUGUAACUGUGCCGAUGGUUGGAUGGGAUCAAAUUGUGAACAAAUUGAUGUUUGUACGCCAUAUAAAAAAGCCGACAUUGUAUUUGUCUUGGACACUUCCCUGAGUGAAGGUGAUGAUGGAUUUGAGAAACAGAAACAAUACGUCAAGAGGUUCAUAUCAAAAUACCAAUACCAAAUUGGGCCACCGAAUUAUCGUUACCAAUUUAGCCUAAUAACAUAUUCUCUACAUGCGAUCGUCCACUUUUACUUCAAUACCUUCAACAACGAGACAGAUUUACAAAACGCGAUGGAUUUGUUAAAAGUUAAUUGUAGCGGUCCUAGUUUAGCUGGAAAUGCUUUGAAGAUAGUCCGAGGAGAUGUGUUCCAAACCUCUAACGGUGCACGAAAGGAUCCUAGCGUUGAACGGUAUAUUAUUUUACUAACAGAUGGACUGUUGUCGGAUGCGCCAGACACCAUCCUAGAAGCAAAUGUAUUAAAGGUCAAUGGCUUUAAGAUAUACACAAUUGGCAGCGGAAAAUCAAUACUUCAUGAGAACUUGUUAGAAAUAUCAUCAUUUAAUGAUUACGUAUUUCAUAUGGCAACAGAGGAUGGGAUACAAACACUUCUAAAACACACAAUGUUUGGUUGCAAAAAAUGUUCAUCUAAAGUAUCAGAUGUUUCGAUCCUAAUGGAUGUAUCAGCCGGUAUUAAACACCAAGAGCUGGAUAUCCAGAUCAGAGCCGUCAUACAUUUACUCAGGAUCACAAAAGUUGGAUCAAAGGCUACUCAGUUUAGUUACUCUACGUUUACAGAGACAGUCCACAAUGUUUACGACUUUACAACAUAUAAGUCUCGAGCCGAUCAAAUUGCUGAUAUUAGUAAGAAAACUAGGCAGACUAUUUCAACAACUGCCAAUUUAGCGAACGCGUUGAAUGAAUUAAAUCAAAAUGGAUUUUCAGCAGGAAAAGGUUCAAGACUAGACGCCAGGAAGAUCGUGGUGGUUGUUACCUCCGGAAAUACAAAUGAUAUGCAACAGGUUUUAGCAGAAACAAAGCAACUUAAGGACUCUGGGAAGAUAAUGGUUACUGUAGGCGUUGGGUUGAAUGCAAAUUAUACAAAUAUGUUGGAGAUAUCGUCAGACCCCGCCUUAACAUUUAUACUCGGUGAUGACGUUCAUAUUAACGUCAAAGUUUUAGAUUCCUUAAAAACGUUGCUCGAGUAUGAUGAAUGUUCACAUUACUUCUUAGAAGCACUCGCUUCCGCUUUAAAGAUACGUUUAACAUCGUCUGAGUCGCUCGCUAAAGAUUGCGAACAUAACUACACAAACUACUGUCAAAAUGGAGCCACGUGUAAUCGCUUUAACAACGGUAAUUCUUACACGUGCACGUGUCAGCCUGGUUUCAAGGGUACUAACUGUCAGUCUGUUGAUUGUUCCAGUCCUCUCUAUUGUAAACAUGGAGGAAUGUGCUUUCCAACAAACGGAGGGACCAGCUAUAAGUGUCACUGUACGAAAGGUUGGACUGGAAACAAUUGUCAAAAUGAAGAUGUUUGUACGCCGUAUAAAAAAGCCGACAUUGUUUUUGUCUUGGACACUUCCAUGAGUGAAGGUGAUGAUCAAUUUGAGAAACAGAAACAAUACGUUAAAAAGUUCAUCUCAAAUUACCAAUACCAAAUAGGACCGCCGAACUAUCGCUACCAAUUUAGCCUCGUAACAUAUUCCCUACAGGCGAAAGUUCACUUUUACUUGAACACCUUCAGCAACAUUACAGAUUUACAGAACGCCAUAGAUUCAAUGAAAGAAAAUUGUAGUGGUCCAAGUAUGACUAAAACUGCAUUGAAAACGGUCCGAGAGGACGUUUUAACAACAGUUAAUGGUGCUAGAGACAAACCUGUAGAACAGUAUGUUAUAUUAGUGACCGACGGUUUGUCAUCAUACCCAAUUCAUGCUGUGGCAGAGGCCGCUUUACUGAAACGCAACGAUGUGACGAUAUACUCAAUAGGUACCGGUGAUUCUAUAAGACACGAGGAGUUGCUAGAUAUAUCAAAAUUUCCAGCAUAUGAUGAUCACGUACUAGUUUUUCCAAUGGCAACAGAUGAUUCGAUUCAACAUCUUCUGAAGUACACCAUGUUUGAAUGCGAUAAAUGUUCAAUAGGUGCGUCAGACGUCCAAAUACUUAUGGAUGUGUCAGCCAGUAUCAAAGAAAAAGAUUUUAGUACCCAGGUACAGGCAGUCAUUCAUAUACUGGCAAACGCAGACAUCGGACCAGAGUUUACUCAGUUACGGUACUCCACUUUCACGGAGACUGUAAAUACUAUCUAUGACUUUGACGCUUACAACGACAGUCGCGAUCACAUAGCUGAGGUUAGUAGGAAAACAAAACAGGCAUUAUCAACAAACGUCGACGUCGCAAAUGCUUUGGACGACAUAGAUUCGCACGGAUUUGCCAAUUCAACAGGUGCAAGGCCCGGAGCUAGACAGAUUUUAAUCUUGAUAACGUCUGGCAAUAUUUCAGAUAUGCAAAAAGUUCUUAUGAUGGCAAAGCAUUUAAAGGAUGAAGGAGUGAUUGUCGUUACAAUAGGUGCUGGCUUGAAUUCAAAUUAUACAAAUUUAUUAGAAAUAGCGUCAGAUCCAUUCUUUACGUUUAUACUCGGAGAUGACGAAAACACUGACGUGAACGUUCUGGAUUCAUUAAAAACAACAUUGGUGUAUGGACACUGUCCACAUCUUUAGUGAGCCAGUCUUUCAUGCUUACCGUCCGAUUCACUUUAAAGUGGAUAGGUCUACAAUGGCAAACUCCUCACAGUGAUAACCUCCCUUUGCAGACUUCACAGACGUCACAUGAUGAUGAAAGUCACACGACGUAACGUCGAAAUUCAAAUGUAAAUACCGACCGUUACAUAGGAAAUCUAACGUCAUUUUUCUCUUACUGUUUUAUUUUUAACUAGUCGUACCUACGUUCGUUAUAGUUUAUCAAAAAAAUAUCAAAACUAUACAAAAUAAUGAAAAAUAAAUUCAAAAGCUAAAAAAUAUAAAAUAUCAGAAAUUCUGAUUUAUCGGACCGUGGUGGCAGAUCUAUUUACUGAUAAGGGGAGAUCACUGCGUAGGAGAUUGCUACAAUGGGCACGUUUUCCAUAAGUAUUUUAAAUAUUGAUAAAGACCAAUAGAAAUGUAUCAUUUUGGUAUUCUUAUAAAAUGUUGCCUGAAAAAUGUUGUUAAAGUUGUAAUUGAUUUAGUAUGACAUUUAUAUGAUGAAUAAUAAUAUUUUGUUCUAGAACAUUUUAUUAUCUGCUAUAUAAAUAGAUAUAAUGUCGGAUCAUUAUCUCACACUUCCUUUUUUAAUAACAACUUCCAUAUAUUGUUAUUCCUUGAUUUGUUUCUAUGUCUGAUACUAGAUACUUUCAACGUAAUUAUUUUUGUAUUACUUACCUUCCAUCAUAAACCGAUUCACUUAAAAAACAAAACUUUGAACGAACGAUGUUAUACAUGUUAUAAAAUGUUUUGUUCAUAGAGAACAUUGUCAGUUAUAAUUUUGCCUAUGAACAAAAUCGCGACAAUAUUCAUUUUACAUUUUACAUUAAAAAUGACAAUUGUGUGUUUUUAAAGAAUUUUAUUCUUUUACCAUAGGAGUCGGUCGAUAGUUAUCCAUCCUCACUGGCAAAACCGUACUUUACGAUUGUUCACCGAUUGUUCGUAAUCAACUCCAACAACAUAGAUUGUUUGUUAUACGGAACAUAUACUUUACUAAUUUUAGAAAUGAGGCAACAUGACUUCUAUUCUAUACAAACAUGUAUGAUAAUAAUCAAAUAGUCAAAAUAAAUGAAUUCUCCAUUAAUGUGUUAAUAUUGCAUAGAUACAGUCAUAGAUAAAAAAUUUAAACGAAAUAAAUUGUAAACAAUUUAUCCCAGUCAUGAGCUUUUUGCAAACAUAAUCAGAAUAUGAAGUACUUGCAUAUAUCAUGUACGGAAACGUAUAGCGACCAUCCCUAUAUGAUAUAUAUCAAAUGACUUUUUUACAGUUUUAUAGUAUGUUUGUUAUAUGCAAAUAUGAUUAAAGGAAAGAAUUACAUAUUUAAAAAGAUGUAAGUGUUUUAUUUUUUCAUUUUGUGAAAAAGUUAAAAGUAGUUUAUCUUGCAUUAUAAGAUAAAAACGUACGAUAGAUUACAAAAAAAAUACGUUUUAUAUAUGAUUUACGAUAUAACUUGAUUUAAUUGCUUCCUUUAUCAAGUACAAAUGUCUUGACUUUUCUCGUGUCACACAUCAUAUAAGACGAAUAUCGCUAAAGCUUUGGGAUCUCUGUUCCUUUAAUAACAUCAAGUGGUCGAAUAUACCUUUUUAUUUAAUAUUUAUCAUGUAUCAUCCUCCGUACACACAUUUAAAAUGGUAAAUUUGUCGGAAGUUGUCGUUUUAAGCUAUAUUUAUUAUGUAUCUUACAAAAAUAUAAUGGUUUCUAUGAUAACUAAUUUACAUCAGGUACUACUUCACUAGCUAAUUGUAUGCUUAUUGACAACUAACGGCGUUUUUCUUUUAUAUAAUCUUUUAUCUUGUAACACUCUCUGAAGCACAAUGAUUUAAAUAUUCUUUAAAUUUUGGAAUACAGAAAACCUUUAUCAAAGUUUCAUAUAUAAUCUUUAAAAAGGCUUUUUGCUGUGUGAGAUUUUUCUGCCCUCAUUAUCAAAUAUAAAUUGUAAAAUAUGUUAUAUUAUAUUUUAUCAUGCUAGAGGUAUGCGAAUAAAAAAAAACAAUACAAAUGUAUAUAUAACUAAUAGGUAUAAAUGAACAGAAAAAUGUCACAUAAAUUUGAAUCCAACAAUAUUAACAGCAGAUUGAGUAAUUGAUAUAUAUUCAAGAUCAAAUAACAAUGUAAAUAUUGGUCAAAUAUAUAUCGUGUGUUAAAUAAAUUGUCUUAAAUUCUGUUUUCACCAACAUGCAGGGGCUGUAUAUAUUACUAGAUAAAUAUUUCAGAUCAAGUAAGUUUGUAAAACUUGGUAAGGUAUAUAAUAUGUAUUAAAUAAAUUGUCAAAAAGUCUGUUUUAACUAACAUAUAGUGUGGUCGCUAUACGUUUCCGUAAUCAUGGACAACAC